Molecule: messenger RNA, 3870 nt
Organism: Solea solea (common sole)
Lineage: Eukaryota; Metazoa; Chordata; Actinopteri; Pleuronectiformes; Soleidae
Exons: 7
Coding region: 2243-3211 (322 amino acids)
Source: RefSeq, a predicted model, not a curated record
GUUUGUCCCUUGUGGGUUGUUGUAAGCAUAGCGGUGCAAAAUGGUGGCCUCUGUAGUGCUGACCUGGACAUAAUGGACAUUUGCUCUGAUAUUAUAUGUUCAGAGAAGAGCAAUAUUCACCCACUGUUCUGGACGAUGAGGUAGAGAGACACAAAUAGACACCUGGACAUCAUUGUUUCUAUUUUGUAAAUGUUAAUUCAGGGAAAACUGGACAUUUUUAAAAUAGUAUAUCUAAAAAUCCUCUUCCAGUAAGAAGGGCAGUUUCAUUCUGUCUCAGUAUCUCUCUCUCACACACACAUGUACAGGCCUUACUUUGUAAAGGUUAAUGGAAGUGAACAUUAUUCCACUUGAAUAAUAACUUGUGACCAUGAUGUCUCUUCACACGGAGGACUGGUGUUCACCACUGUGCUACCCCACCACUUCCUGCUUGCCUUUUUGCCCACGGAAAAAAAGAGACAAAUACACCAUCGUCCACUUUGAUCGAAGUUUUCACACAUGCUCAUAACAAGCAUGCACAUUGUAGAACUUUCCAACAGGCAAAACUAUUACUCUAUUUAUUGUUAUAUGUGAUAGAUAUCAGGAUUAAGAUAACCUCCAGUCUGUGUGUUUGGAGCAUGUGCUGUUCGUAAUCAAAGCACAGUUGUUAUCUAUGUUAUCUAUUAUCUAUGACACUAUCAAAGCACUGUCGUCAUUAAAGUGCAGUUUGUCAUCACAGCUUUGCUAUCAAAGCCCCUUUGUUAUAUGUUUACCUCUGUCUAACUACUAAUCAUCAGAACUUGUACGAUUUGUCGAUGUACAACCUAACUGUGUGUGUGUGUGUAAUAAAACUUCAUAAAGACACUCGAGUUGUUCCCGUCGUACUUGUUCUGGUUUUAUGGAGCUGAAAGGAUCAGUUUAGUAAAAAUCUGGACACAUGUGAAAGCUGCAAACUGGAUCAAACUGGAGGCUGAGCAGUGGAAGGACAUGGAAGCUGUGUUUGGACUGUUGCUGAUGCUGCUCGGAGUCUCUCACGGUGUGGAGACCCACUGUGAUGGCAGACAGGAUGGAGCUCAGUGUUAUGGAGCUGUCGGAGGAACUGUGUUCAUUCGGCUGAUGGACACAAUCCCACCAAGAUUUACUUUUCAGAAAAGCAAAACAAGAAUUUUGCGCUGGAAAAAUAAAGCAGUUUCUAUUUAUGUGUUGAAAAAUAGAUCCUCCUUUGAUCCCAGUAAUGGAACAUUUACAAUCAGUAAUCUGCACAAAAAUGACAGUGACAAAUAUUCACUUGAAAUUCAAAAUUCAAAUGGAGUGAUGAUAGAGAAUCGGGCUCUACACUUGUCCAUUCAAGUGUUUGCAGCCACUAACACACUGUGUGUUGAGCCCACCACGGUCACAGACACUACUGCUGGUAAGAGGACAGAGUCAGUCACACUCUCCAAUAAUAUCACAUCCUCCAGUCAAACUGUGACUCCCUCCAGAGGUGAUGACCUGUGGUUCAUUAAGCAUUUGCCAGUGAUGGCUGGUGUACUUUCAGCACUGGUACUUCUCUUAGUGCUUGGUGUAUCUGUCAUUUGUGUUCAGAAGAAAAAGAAAACAAGUGCCAAAGAUAACAAGAAGACAAUCCUGUAUCUGUGGUCUAUAGCUUCAAAGAAGAAACCAGUUUCUUUAGUCACGUGAUAUCUAAUAGAAUGUGACUAUGCUACUACUUUCCACUCUGCAGAGGAAGAGGAUGAUCAGGAAUUAACCUAUACAGAUGUCAGGGUUGUGCAGAGGAGGCAGGUACAGCAGAGUGACGAGGGGGAGGUGGAGUACGGACAAGUCAGGAUUUCAGAGCGACCUCUUUCUAUACAAAUUGUACAACAUUAUAAUUUCCUGAAUCAUGAAUUGUGACCAUUGAAGACCUGAAGUGAUCUGACGAUAAACCGGAGACUUGACUAUAAGCGCAUACAAGCACACAUUUUGUAUAUGAACCUACCCAGCUAACAUUAAAAGAUUUUACCAUGAAGUUGCAUUGGAUUCUCUUGAAUUUCACUUUUCAUUUGAAUGCAGUGAAUAACAGCAGUACUACAUAAUAACUUGUGCUGUGUGUGUUCACCUGUUACUUUUAGUCUUCUCAGUUCCGACCACGGCUUCCUCUGAGUUAUAUACGGAAAAAAACGUUUCUUCAAUUCCCUUGUGUCAGAGUGGUCAGUGUGAUGUGUGCAUUUUUGCCUUUGGGGUGAACGAGUCUGUCUGAAAGCUGAAGGCUGAACACUGAGGAAACAUGGAAGCUGUGUUUGGACUCUUGGUGAUGCUACUCAGAAUGGCUCAUGGUAUGGAGACCCACUGUGAUGGCAGACAGGAUGGAGCUCAGUGCUAUGGAGCUGUGGGAGGAACUGUGUUCAUUCAGCUGAUGGACACAAUCCCAUCAAAAUUUAUUUUCCAGACCAGCAAAACACCAAUUUUGCGCUGGAAAAAUAAAGCACUUUCUACUAAUGUGAUGACAAACAGAUUCUCCUUUUAUCUCAGUAAUGGAACAUUAAGAAUCAAUAAUCUGCACAAAAAUGACAGUGACAAAUAUUCACUUCAAAUUCAAAAUUCAAGUGGAGCUGCGAUAGAGAAUCUGGCUCUACACUUGUCCAUUCAAGCUCCCUUGUCCUCGGUCACGUUGGUGAAUGACUGUUUGUCCCAGGGAGAGAUGAGGAUGUCCUGCAUCAGUGAGGGAGGGGGGGACAGUCCUCAGUACAGUUGGACUCUGGAUGGACACACACUGACACCGGAUGAGCUCCUCUCUGGAAAUAAGGACAGUGACAUCAUCGUUCUGAGACAGAACGUCUCAGGAAUCCUGGUCUGCUCAGUCAGUAAUCACGUCAGUAACAUCUCCAAAGACAUGAGGAUACCGACCUGUGGUUUCAUCUUCAUCAACUGCACCUUAUCCAAUGGGACGCACGUAUCACAGUGGGUGUUUGCAGCCACUAACACACUCUGUGUUGAGCCCCCUUCUGCUGGUAAGAGGACAGAGUCAGUCACACUCUCCAGUAAUAUCACAUCCUCCAAUCAAACUGUGACUCCCUCCAGAGGUGAUGACCCGUGGUUCAUUAAUCACCUGAUAUGUGGUUUGCGAGCAGCGGUGGCAGUUCUUUUAUUAAUUGGCAUCACGGUCUAUUUUGUAUGGAAGAAAAAGAAAUCCAGUAAAGCUGACGACCCGGAGAAUUCUGUCUGCAUGGUCGAAAUGAGAAGUGCAGCAGAUUAACAUUUUAUUUUGCUUCUCUCUCUGUGAUGACUCAUGUGUCUUUGAGGGUGUGUAAAUGUUUUUUUAAAGCCAAAUGUCUUUUUUAAGCUAAAGCUUCUUCUGCCUUUUAUGUCGAUGUUUUAGCAGCUCAAUAUCAGAGCUUUUUCUGGCUCAAUUCCUGGCUCUGCUAGUCUAUAUGUGUCCUUGAGCAAGACACUUAACCCCAUGUUGGAGCGUGUGAAUGGAUAUGAAAGAUGUGUGAAUGGCUGAAAGGCAAAACUGUAGUGUAAAGCAGCUCAUCAAGACAAGCAAAGCUCGUAUAAAUACAGACCAUAAUACCAACUGUUUUUCUUCUUUUUUUAUUUGGUAGUGACAAGUCACAAAGAUAGUUCAAGGAAAUGUGGUGAAGUAAAAGUUAAAGUUGCUAGAACUAUAAACAACAAAGUAAAGUACAGAUAUGUGAUUCUUGUACUUGAGUACAGUAACACCGUAUUUGUACUUUGUCAAAUUACAACAAUUGAAAUUACAGUACAAAGAUUGCUUAAUGCUAAUGAUGUCAACUCUCAGGUGUAAAACGUUGUACAUCGUAGUUAUUGAUUUCCAUACUGGUUUUACUUAUAUAGUUGCUGUAAAGUUAAAACUAUAUAAAUCCAAAUUUAGUCAAGCAAUAUGAUAAAUGA